CGCCAUUUUAUUAACAGUGUCAAACGGCAACAACAAGUGUUCCGUAUCAACAAAUACAGUUUGGUAAAAGAAUUUUCAAGCAUAGCGUAUUUAUUAUGAAUCCAGAUACUCAAAUUAAAUCCGAACCCGUUACUAACUCACCUCCGAUGGCACACACCCCUUUAUACGAGAGAAAAUCCAAUUCGGAUUUUGAUUUUGCCACUCCAGUAUAUAUGCCCACCGCCACCAAAGUUAAUCAAUAUGCAAGGGAGAAUUGGCAAAUAACAAACGAUCAUAGCUAUGCCAGACCAUGGAACUGGCGACCAGAAACGACUUUUCUGCGCCCAACAAAAACCCUCUUCAUGCCCAAGGCUCAGAAAAUGGUUAAUCCUUUGGUAAAUGUUGACGCUGUGGAUGAGGAUGUUGAUGUUGAUUCAUUAAAUGAGGAUCCACCACCCACAUAUGAUUUGGACAAGGCUAAAAACUUGAUGGAGGAAUGUGAGAGGGUUGCGAAUGUGAUUAAACCUGAAGCAAAUGAUGAUGUUCCAUGGGAAGAUAAAAUUACCAGGGCCAACUGGACUAUAAACCAAAUGCGGGUCUUUCAAGGUUUUCACAAUGCCUUAAACAUGUACCACAUGGCAAAAUUGGCUUACAAAAAUGCACAUCACGAGCCGAUUUUACGUCGAACCGUCGUAGAUAAGGCGGUGCAAAGAGUACGUAGGACUAUGACUUUAGUCUCUUGGGAUCCAAAAUUAUGCCAAUGGAUUCACAACCUUUUGCUUGAGAAUCUGACGGGCACUUAUCUUGCUUCGUAUUUGGAUAUACUUCAGACAUUGCAGCACAAAAUACCACUUUUUGUAGACAGACUUUUAGGUAAUUCAUUAAAAAGUGGUGUUCUGAGCCAUGAAGGUUUCGGUGGGUUCCUCAAAAAGAAAUGGGACCCGGUGGCGGCCAGUUUGCAACAGGACAAACCGAAGAAGUUGCCCGGCAAUCCGAUAAUUGUCAUCGUUCCCUCAGGACCUCACAUUUCGAAGAGAAUUCACAAAUGGGUCAGUCUGUUGUCUAAUUUGGCGAUGGUUGUCACUAUCCCAACAAGUUUGGGUGAGAAUAAUGGCAGUUCAGGACAUAAAACGACCAUCACCCACCUCGUGGAUACUAUGUUUGCGACGACCCGUGGCAAAAUUCAAGAGAUAACCGCAGACUACCCCGGUCGCAGCAUAGUGCUUGUAGGUUUUAAUGCGGGGGCCGCACUUGCCCUUCAAGUGGCUCAAAUGGAGUCUGCCAUCCUAUGCGUUGUCUGUCUCGGGUUUUCGUUGCUGACUGCCGACGGCCCACGAGGAGAUCCCGAAGACGGCCUGUUAGAAUUACAACGCCCCGUUCUGUUCGUAAUCGGACAAAGUUCCAAUACUUCAUCACAGGAAGAAGUUGAAGACUUGCGGGAAAGAAUGAGAGUUGAGACUGGUUUGGUUGUUGUUGGAUCGGCAGACGAUUUUUUGCGAGUCACCAAGAAGAAAUGUAGAUCCGAAGGCAUCACGCAAAGUGUUGUUGAUCGAUGUGUUGUGGAUGAAGUUGGUGAAUUUAUCAGCGGAAUCAUUUUAUCGCCGUAUCCGCCUCAACUUCGUCAAAGUCCCAUUCAGACUGCGACUAGCAACGACGGUUCUGUUAACUUGAAGAAGUCCAGGAAACGGUACCAUUCGAACGCCAGUUCUUUGGACAGCGAACCGCCAUCUCCUACGAGCAGAUUGUCCAGACCAGUUAAUUUCUUAGUGGGUCGUCCACCCGGUUCUAAGACGAAAGCACGUUCCGAGACGAAAUGGCCGGUUGCCAGUGUCAGCAGUAGUUCUCUUUCUACAGUCGUCGGAAACGGCACGGGUCCGAUUCAACCGCAGACGAGCACCAACACUCCGUCAACGCUUUCGCCGGCGAGCAGUAGUCCGCCGUCGACGCCAACGAUGUCGGCUACCGAAGGAGACAGUGGGGAAUGCGGGGGCGGCACCCCUUCACCCCAGCCGUUGCCGGUUAAGAGGAUCAAAACGCUUAAACCGGUGGAUAGGAGCAAACAACAACUACAGAUUCAGCAACUACAACAACCUCCGCCGGCACCACCACCGUUGUCAAUUCAGCCAGGUCAAAUUUAUAAAACGGCCAAGCACCAAGUUUACGGAAUGAAUCGGAAUGUGAUGGUCGGUGGACAAUUAUCUACUCUACUCCAAGGAGGAAUUAAAUCUAUUCAGUCAACUAAAACUAAGCCGGCUACUGGAAUAAAAGUGUUGGAAAACGUGACGUUAAACAGCAGUACGACGGCAAAAUUGAUCUCUAACUCGGGUCGCACAAUCGACCUGUCCAAAAUUACUGUGAUCAAUUCUCGAAGCGAAAUUGCAUCGACAUCGAGCGGCUUGAAAACGACUCCGAUGAGUAACGUGAUUUUGAUGCCGGACGGAACGUUGAAGACUGUACAUUCGGCGAGCGCAGUCAAAGGAGUUGCCACGGCCUCGAUGACGUUGACGUCGACCUCCACUAUCGUUAGUAAGACUGCCACAUUAACAACAACCACCACAAACAGCAAGGGAAAAGCGGGAAAAUUCAUAACGUCGAAACGACAGCUGAUCGGUAACAAACCGACGAGGCCGAUGAAGAAGAUCACGUACAACAUCCAACAACCAGGUCAUCACUUAGCUCCGCCCACCAACCUGACAACACAGGAUAUUAUGAACUUGCCCAUUGUUUUUGCAGAUGAUCACGUGUUGAAUGCUACUAGUGUCGCUAGUAUUGCUGGUGCCGUUAGCAAUGCCGUCGUGAACAGUACGAAUUCCACUCCGGAGACGAAUGUGGUGCACGGACAACCGACCACCGUGGCGGGGAAGAUCAUCGGGCCGGCGAACAAAUUCGUCUUGGUCAAUAAACAGAUUAGCGGCGGAGGUAAUUUCAUAAUUUCACCCAACAGUAUUAAGAAGGUGACGGCAGGAAGUGGUCUGCAAAAACAGCCGAAGUUUACCAAAAUCAUCCUGUCGAAGAGGAGCACGACGGCAGGAGUGGCGGCGCCCGCUCCGUCGGCGACGGUGACGCCAUCCACAAGCGGACAUGACGAGAGUAAACCGACGAUCAUCAAGAAGAUGAUGACUCUGCCGUCGGAAAUAACGGUCAAAAAGACGCCGACGAUGAUGGGUAGUUCUUCGCAGCACAUGGACGAGGGAUUCGAUUUGGAGAACGAAUUGGUGGCGACGGCAGUCCCUAAGCCGAAUUUUGCGACGUCUGACGUUAAAAACAUUACUGUUUUACAAUCGUCCUCGUCGGUACAUAAUUUGGUCAUGGAGGAACAGGCCAAAACAACGAAAGAGGACGAAAACGAUCCCGAUUAUUUGCCACCAAAGAAAAGAAUGAGUUUUUAAUUUGUUGUGUGUAGAUAUUUUAUUGAGUUUUGUUGAGAUUUUAAAUAAAAAACGUAUCAUUUGUAAAAA
Messenger RNA from Aethina tumida (small hive beetle), 3437 nucleotides. RefSeq names its product KAT8 regulatory NSL complex subunit 3 (gene Rcd1). Gene Ontology annotation, cellular component: NSL complex. The record is from RefSeq and is a predicted model, not a curated record. Bases 96 to 3368 code for a protein of 1090 amino acids. NCBI's taxonomy places the organism in Eukaryota, Metazoa, Arthropoda, Insecta, Coleoptera, Nitidulidae. Gene Ontology annotation, biological process: positive regulation of transcription by RNA polymerase II. The transcript has 9 exons.